This is a messenger RNA of Xenia sp. Carnegie-2017, 1268 nucleotides long. RefSeq lists its product as uncharacterized. The transcript is spliced from 2 exons. Gene Ontology annotation, biological process: G protein-coupled receptor signaling pathway. NCBI's taxonomy places the organism in Eukaryota, Metazoa, Cnidaria, Anthozoa, Malacalcyonacea, Xeniidae. Gene Ontology annotation, molecular function: G protein-coupled receptor activity. Gene Ontology annotation, cellular component: membrane. The record is from RefSeq and is a predicted model, not a curated record. The coding region runs from base 1 to 852 and encodes 283 amino acids.
AUGAACAUUUUUGCGAUACAAAUCUACAAAAGACACGAGAAAAUUCGACAAAAUUGCAUCAAUAUUCUUCUUGUAAGCCUUGCCGUUACUGAUCUUAUCGUUGGAGUUGUCCAUCUUCCAUUUGUGAUCACUUGUGAGACAUAUUUAAUCAGUGUUUCAACUAGCAGUGUUUAUCGAAAGAUAAUAAUCGCUAUUUGGUUUUUUUCACUUGUAUUUUCAAUGAUACCGAUGCCUUGGAUAUAUGGAAGUCUUCGUUAUACGCCAUCAUUUUCUCAGUUUUUCCGUUUGUAUGGUAUAGCACAAACUGCUAUCUUUUUGGGACUUGCGACGGUCAUUUUACUAUACUGCUAUGUCAGAAUGCUGUAUCAAAUUCAUACGAAGCUCGCGACACAAAAUAUUCCUGGACGUGUUCACACGAAGGCAAUAAGUGACCGCAAAACUAUCUUCGUAUUCUUGAUGUUUUUCAUGAUUUUUAUCGUUGGUUGGACGCCCUGGUUUUUCUUUAUAAAUCCUAAACAUGAAAAAUUGGUAUCUCAAGAAGUAAAGGAUUUUCUUGUUUCCUUGCGUUAUCUUGGUGCUGCGCUAAACCCACUGCUCUACUCAUUCCUGAAGAUCGACUACAAACACGCUAUCCAGGCUGACUUCAAAAAAAUCUUCGUAUGGUGGGCUUCGGCACCUGUAGGUUUUCAAACGAUGACGCAAAGCAGCACGAUACAACGAGCAAAAAAUACAUCAAGAAAGGGCACUUUGACCUCAGAUACCUUAGACAUUCACCUUACGAAAAUGAAGGCAAUAAACGAACAAGGAGAAGCUCAAAGUACCACAUCUGAAAUACCGCCUGAUGGACAUUGAUUGAUGGUUGUUGAUUUACGGACAACGUCGUACACUGGUCUGUUAAAGCAGACUCUCUUUAUGUAUAGUGAUGGAAAAUAUAGACCAUGUCUUGUUGUUUUAGAUGUUAUUAAUACUAAAUACUGUAAAUAUAAAACUGUAAACAUAUAUAUAUAAACGAACAACAAAGCGCGAGUGUCACGAGUUACGACAUUUGAACGCUAUGUGAAGGAUGUAAUUUAGUUGUAUUUCCCACGUGUAGUAGUGGUGUAAAAACAUGGCGAAGGAAGAAAAAAUGGGAAGAUUGUAUCGCUGGUUUUUAUUUCAACAUUUUAUUGAAUUAUUAUCGUUAAAAUUCACAGAUUAUAACUCAUACAUGUGAUUAAAGUUAAUUGUAAAAGUUCUCUUGGAUAAGGAAAGAAUUGUUUGUGAGCGAA